This is a messenger RNA of Brugia malayi, 2583 nucleotides long. It is a transcript of the gene Bma-efr-3, whose product is annotated as putative 96.7 kDa protein C32D5.3 in chromosome II, putative. Gene Ontology annotation, cellular component: plasma membrane. Bases 1 to 2583 code for a protein of 860 amino acids. NCBI's taxonomy places the organism in Eukaryota, Metazoa, Nematoda, Chromadorea, Rhabditida, Onchocercidae. The record is from RefSeq and is a predicted model, not a curated record. The transcript is spliced from 18 exons. Gene Ontology annotation, biological process: protein localization to plasma membrane.
AUGGAUACCUUUAUGUGUUGUUGCGCUCCAUGCAAACCACGGUAUCGACGACUCGUCGACGCCAUUUAUCCGAGGUGCUCGUUAACUGAAGGCUUGAUCAAUUCGAAUAUGCAAAAGCUAACAUUUUAUGCAAUAUCAAGACCCGAAAAGUUGGAUAGAAUUGGUGGAUACAUUGUUUCGCGGUUGUCCAGAGAUCUAUAUCACCAAAAAUAUAACCAAGUUAAGAUAUCCAUAGAAGCGAUGGAUCAACUUCUGCAGAGUUGUCACGAUUUAUCGAGUCUAAAUAAGUUCAUCGAACACUUCCUCAAAAUGCUGCAGAAGUUGUUGGAAACGAAUCAUUUCCAAAUGGAGAAACUGGCUACAGAUUCAUUUGUGAAUUUCGCAAACAUCGAAGAAAACACUCCUGCUUAUCAUCGGGAAUACGACUUCUUUAUUUCUAAAUUUGCAUCAAUGUGUUAUGCAAAUAAUAGCGAAACUUCAAAAGAUGCGCGGUAUGCAGGUUUACGUGGCUUAAGAGGUGUUAUGUGGAAGUUAACAACCGAUCCAUUGCAAACUAGUAUAUGGGAAAGGCAAUAUAUGGACAAAAUCAUUCCUUCGAUUCUUUUUAAUCUUCAAGAAGAGGAUUAUGAAGAGUCAAGGGAAAAACGGAAUAAUCACUUCUCAGUAAUUGACCAGCCCUAUGCAGUGGAUGGCGUAGCGGAAAACCCGAAAGCGCUUGCUGAUCAGUUCCUACGAGAAUUGAUGGCAAAAGCACCUUUUGGUUUGGUUUCUGUUCUGGACCCGGUUCUGAAACACUGUGAUUUACAUACGAAGUGGGAGCCUCCACCUAUAUUCGCGGUUUACACAUUCCGUGCAAUUAUGUAUAGCGUGAAAGACCCGAGUUUUGUCAUCCAAGCUUUAAUAACUCAUUUGGAGAAUAUGUCAAAUUCGAAUGCAUCUGUACGCAUUGGUAUUGCAAUGGUUUUAUCAAGUAUUGUUUCCAUUGCCGGUACCAGUAUCGGACCAUCUUUAAUAGGUAUAUUCAAUUCUUUACUGAAACAUCUACGUCGAUCUGUUGAAUUUCAACAAACCGUAGAAUGCCCAUCAAUUGAUCAAGAAAAAAUAUACCAAGAAUCUUUAAUUAAUGCUAUGGGUGACUAUGCAUAUGCAUUACCUGAUUACCAGAAGGUCGAAAUUAUGCUUUUUAUAUCCGCUAACAUACCAAAUCUUGGAAAAGACAAUCAGUCACUAAAACCUAGUGAUACUUUCUUGCAGCAUAUACUUGUAAAAACACUUUUAAAGGUGGCAACGAAAUAUCGAACAGGUUUCAUGUCAACGAUAUUUAGCAAUAAUUUCCCAAACACACUACUGCGAUUAGCUUUGACUGGUGAUCCUGUCGUUCGUUUAGAUACGCAGUGCAUUUUCCAUACCUUACUUGACAGGCAUGAUAAUUUGUCAGUGUUACGGCACUUACCUUACGUCAACGAUGUCACUGAUUUGCAGUUAACCUUUGAAAAAUGUAGUCGGUCGGAUGAAAUGAUUAUGCGAAACUAUGCGCCGCAUUUACUUAAUGCUCUUCAUAAAUGUGUUUGGAUGGUGCCGGAAGAUGAGACACAAAGAGAACAUAUGGAUGCAAUCCUUUGCACGAUGGCUUUAUUAUGCAUUGAAGUUGGUUUUGACGAAAUGUUGAUACAGUUAUUCCGGUUGUCUUUUGCUCUACAAUCAAUGGCACUGGAAUCGUCAUUUCGUUUUAAUGGUGCAAAGCGUAUAGCUAUUCAUAAUUUGGUGGCAAAAUAUCUUAACUUCAGCAGUCAGCUUAUGGCCAUACCAUCUCUUUGUCAACAUGUUCAACAGAUUGUAAAGCAACGGGCGUUACGAGCCCACCCGUUGCUAAAUCUUUUGUCGGAAUUCCAGUCUGACAAAAAAAGUCCUAAAAAGGCUCCACUUGCAAGUGAUGACGAUGAAGAACAAGCGGCGCUUUGUCUUGAAGAGGAUGCAACAAUUCUUUUCGAUAUCGAUGACGUCAGCGAAAUGCUUAAGGCUACCGGUAAGGAUGUGAAGAACUUGACAGUAGCAUUUGUUUCAAAAGGCGUAGCACUAGCGUCAUCAAUAUCUGGUGACAUGGAAGUAAAUAGAGAUUGGCCAUUCAUAGAAGCCGAAAAAAUGAAUAAUGUUGAUGGAAUAGAUAAUAGUGGAAUUGAUGAAAACACAGUCUCCGUUGAUAUGAGCAUUGAUUGGAGUCCAUCUGAAUCUAUACAGACUUCUCGAAAAAAUACAAUCUUUUCACCAGCACGAGAAAAAUCUGAUCUUCCUCCGACGACUGUUAGUGAAUUGCGCAAGAGAACGAAUACGUUAAUUGACCAGAGUGAAGAAGAAAAAAAAGAACAGAAACGGACACAAAGGAUUCUGGAUAAGUUUCGCACUCAGGACUUCAAUCAACUUGUAGAAGAAAUGCAUCAGGAACGUGAAGAAGUUGACUUAUCGCGAACUGUGAAACGAUUACUUCAACGAAAUGACGAUGCAAAUCGUAUGAAUGAAUAUGGAUGUUACAAUAAACCGAAAAGUAUUUUCGAACUCAAAUUACCUGAAUCGUAUGUUUUUUAA